CCUGCCCAGCAGAGCCCCAGCACUGUGGCCCUACACCUGCCCAGACCAUGGCUGCGGCCCUGCGCUGCGCGUGCGCACUGGCGCUCGGCUGCCUGGCGUCGCUGCUGCUGCGACCCGAGGGCGCACGGGGCGCGGAGCUGCAGGUGCCAGGGGCCCCGGAGCCCAGAGUGGCCGGCUGGUUCUCCAAAUUGGGCCCGCUCGGCAAGUACAUGGAGAAGAUAUUCGGCAGCAGCGCGAAGAAACCCACAAACCAGAAGCCCGAGCCCGCCGCGAACGCCACGAGCCCCCCGACGCCCCCGAGCUCCCCGACGCCCCCGCCGCGGAAGGCGCCGGAGCUUGGACCUCCAGGCCCCGCCCCGCCCCGCCCCGCGAGAGCAAUAAAGAGGCGGGAGAGCGUGGCCCGGGCUUCUGGGCGGGGACGCGGGUCUCCCUGGCCCCCGCGCCGCGGCGACGUCCGGACCGGCUGCAGCGCGGCCGCUUGCGCUGUGCCCGCUGGUGGGCAGCAGGGAGGGGACCCUGAGUGCACAGCGACGCGGCGCCCCCGGGAGCCUCAGUGGGCCGAUUUUCCCCGGGGAGGGGCUGUUCCUCUCCCCAAGAGGGACCAGGCCGCCCCGCAGACCCACGUCCUCCGCAGGGAUGAGACCCCAGCCCAGCGGUGGCCCCGCAGCCUGGAGGCGCACCAGAUCCGGGGGUCCCGCUGGCUCCGUGACGGGGGCUGA
Molecule: messenger RNA, 719 nt
Organism: Chinchilla lanigera (long-tailed chinchilla)
Lineage: Eukaryota; Metazoa; Chordata; Mammalia; Rodentia; Chinchillidae
Product: WAS/WASL-interacting protein family member 3
Exons: 4
Coding region: 48-719 (223 amino acids)
Source: RefSeq, a predicted model, not a curated record